Micropterus salmoides (largemouth bass) is the source of this 842-nucleotide messenger RNA. It is a transcript of the gene il21, whose product is annotated as interleukin 21. The record is from RefSeq and is a predicted model, not a curated record. The coding region runs from base 49 to 489 and encodes 146 amino acids. The transcript has 6 exons. Lineage: Eukaryota; Metazoa; Chordata; Actinopteri; Centrarchiformes; Centrarchidae. Gene Ontology annotation, molecular function: cytokine receptor binding. Gene Ontology annotation, cellular component: extracellular region. Gene Ontology annotation, biological process: immune response.
CGAAAAGUAUCUUUUGGUGAUCCGGUGCCUUCUGCUGAAACUGAGAAUAUGAAGCUGGUUGUGCUUUGCCUUUUUGCAGUCUGCUGCUUUUCUUUGGCGAACACAUCGACAAACAUUACUGAAAAGAAAAAAUUACAAGAAGUCCUGAGACAGCUGAAAGAUGUGAGAUUAAGCCUACAGCAACAUGACCAGAACAUGACAUUGAAUACUCCACCAAGGAAUAUUGAGGACUGCUGCUGUCUGUCAGCCUUGCAAUGCUUCCGGGCUAAUCUGCAGGUGAAGUUCAACGCUGCAGACAGAAAAACAAACAAACUCUACAGGAGCCUGAGCAAUCCCAUUACUGAGAGGGGUCUGAACUUCUGUAAUUCAGGAAAUGUCAUGUCCACCUGCCAAGACUGUGACUCACAUCCGAAGGAAAAUGCCACAGAGUUCUUCAACAGACUGGAGUCUCUUAUUCAAAUGGCCAUAACCAGACGGAGCAUGAACUGAGAGGGGGAGAUCUACUUGUUACCAAGGAUUGAAUGUAGACAAGACACUACGCUGAAAAGAUGCUAAAUAUGUUAUAGCCUUCUAAGCAUUUAACUUAUUUAAUAUUUAUUUUGAUAGUGGUGGGGAACCCACUCAAGCUACAAAUGAGGUAUUCUCAGGAAAGCUGCUUUACCGCCACCCAGUGGACGUCGCAGUUUUUUCUCUUUUUCACAGAAAGUGAAAGUUAAUUUAUUUGUUGUAGUUCUUAAAGAAAUAAAUUAUAUAAUGGCAUUUAUACUAUGUAUGACGUGCCUUAGUACAUUCUUUUUUGAAAUAAUUGUACCAAUUGAAAAUAUUAAAUCGAUUACAACAGA